Molecule: messenger RNA, 2717 nt
Organism: Poecilia latipinna (sailfin molly)
Lineage: Eukaryota; Metazoa; Chordata; Actinopteri; Cyprinodontiformes; Poeciliidae
Gene: slc6a11b
Product: solute carrier family 6 member 11b
Exons: 15
Coding region: 312-2147 (611 amino acids)
Biological process (GO): amino acid transport; sodium ion transmembrane transport; nitrogen compound transport
Cellular component (GO): cell projection; plasma membrane
Molecular function (GO): gamma-aminobutyric acid:sodium:chloride symporter activity
Source: RefSeq, a predicted model, not a curated record
AGAGCGCACAGCCUGCUGGGUGGGAGCGCAGUCGCAGGUUAUCCAUCGCCUUGUGCAAGUUGUGUACCGUCACUCCGCUGCCUCUGGGAUCUUCCUUUAUAUAGACGUGAGACUUAACAAACCCAUCUCAUUCAGCUGCGGGUGCAGAUUGUUUUCCUUUUUAUUCUUUUGUGCCCUCUCUCCACUCUGCACCCCCUUGAUUGGGCUUUAUUCAUCCUGCGUGUUUGUAAAGGCGAUUGUUAGUGCGCAUCAUUGCGGGAGCCAAAAGGUUUGCCACUGUUCCAUAGGAGAUUGCGGGCUGCCCGAGCGUCAUGACAGCUGAGAAGAGCGGGCCUGUUAUAAACGGUAAACCAGAGGAUGGCAGAGACCCGGACGGGUCCAGUUCCAGCCUCGACAAUGACGAGUACAACGAGAGGGGCAUGUGGAACAACAAGAUCGAGUUCAUCCUGUCUGUGGCUGGAGAGAUCAUUGGGUUGGGCAAUGUUUGGAGGUUCCCUUACCUCUGCUACAAGAACGGAGGAGGUGCCUUCUUUGUGCCAUACGUCAUCUUCUUCGUGUGCUGCGGUAUUCCUGUAUUUUUCCUGGAGACGGCCUUGGGUCAGUUCACAAGCGAAGGUGGCAUCACAUGCUGGAGGAAAGUUUGCCCGUUGUUUGAGGGUAUCGGCUAUGCAACACAGGUGAUUGAAGCCCAUCUCAAUGUGUACUACAUAGUAAUCCUAGCCUGGGCCAUUUUCUACCUCUUUAACUGUUUCACGACAGAGCUGCCGUGGGCUGCCUGUGGCCAUUACUGGAACACAGAAAACUGUGUUGAUUACUAUGGGGAAAACGCCACCAACAUCACCAACCCCAAUGCAACGUCUCCAGUCAUUGAGUUUUGGGAACGGAGAGUCCUGAAGAUAUCAGAUGGUAUUGAGCACAUGGGAGAGAUGCGCUGGGAGCUGGCCAUGUGUCUGGCUCUGGCCUGGUUCAUCUGCUACUUCUGCAUCUGGAAGGGACCCAAGUCAACUGGCAAGGUUGUGUAUGUAACAGCUACGUUUCCGUAUGUCAUGCUGCUGAUCCUCCUGAUCAGGGGAGUCACACUGCCUGGAGCUUUUGAUGGCAUCAAGUUCUACCUCUACCCGGACAUUUCACGUCUCUCUGACCCUCAGGUGUGGGUGGACGCAGGAACCCAAAUUUUCUUCUCCUAUGCCAUCUGCCUGGGCUGUCUCACUGCUCUUGGAAGUUACAAUUCCUACAACAACAACUGCUACAGGGAUUGCAUCAUGCUGUGUUGUCUGAACAGCGGUACCAGCUUCGUGGCAGGUUUCGCCAUCUUCUCUGUCUUGGGUUUCAUGGCCUAUGAACAAAAUGUUCCCAUCGAGGCUGUGGCUGAAUCUGGUCCUGGUCUUGCUUUCAUUGCAUACCCCAAAGCUGUGACUAUGAUGCCUCUGUCUCCACUUUGGGCUUGUCUCUUCUUCAUGAUGCUGAUCUUCCUUGGCUUGGAUAGUCAGUUUGUGUGUGUGGAGAGUUUAGUGACAGCCGUUGUGGACAUGUACCCAGAGACCUUCAGAAAGGGUUACCGCAGAGAGCUGCUGAUUCUCUGCAUGUCCAUAGUCUCUUUCCUCAUAGGACUCAUCAUGUGCAUGGAGGGAGGAAUGUACGUCUUCCAGCUGUUUGAUGCAUAUGCAGCCAGCGGGAUGUGUUUGCUGUUUGUGGCCAUAUUCGAGUCCAUAUGCAUCGGCUGGGUGUAUGGAGGCGACAGAUUCUACCUAAAUAUUGAGGACAUGAUUGGAUACAAACCUUUCGUCUUGAUCAAAUGGUGCUGGAUGAUCCUGACCCCGGGCAUCUGUGCUGGAAUUUUCCUGUUCUUCCUGAUUAAAUACAAGCCUUUGAAGUACAACAACGUGUACAUCUAUCCUGACUGGGGCUACGGUAUCGGCUGGUUCAUGGCUAUGUCCUCCAUGGUGUGUAUCCCACUGGGCAUUAUCUGGAUGAUCUGGAAAACUCCUGGGACCUUUUCUGAGAGAAUGAAGAAGCUGACCACUCCCAGCCCUGACCUAAAAAUGAGAGGCAAACUCGCUGCCCUCAGUCCUUACGCUGUCAAUGAUGCCAAACUUAAAACAGAUGGCAAAAUAUCCACCAUCUCAGAGAAGGAGACGCAUUUCUAAUUGACCCAAGCUGCCAGCUGUCUUAAAGGACCAGUCAAACAAAAAUGAAAACCGUCGCAGCAUUACAGGCCACCACACAAGACAAAAAAAUGGAAACAAACGACUCAGAGUGCUGUUUUUGUUUUGUAAAGAAACGAGUCUAAGAAAUGUUGAUGCUCAUAUGUAGUCUGCUUCUGUUUUGCACUGCUUUUAAAUAACACAAUUAUUGUCUUAACUUUCAAGCUUAAGCAGCUGUUUCCUCAUUUUUAGCCAUUAACGUUUAAAGACGUGUUGAUUUUGUGUGCUAAAUGGUGAAAUCCUGUCCUGGUAACUGUCAGUAAUGGUCUCACUUAUGUCUGUGCCUUUAGGACGAUAGCAGCGUGUUCUAUAAGGCUUGCUCUCUACAAUCACUUGCAAAUUGCUGAGAUCCUAUUAGGUAAAAGGUACCCAAAUGAGACUGAGAUGUAGCAGCUGGAGGGGCCGUUCUGAAUGCAUAUUCAUGCUCAAGCUACAUGAGGGGGGGCUCCAUACCCCUGCAAGUAAUAAUUUACCAUUGAAAUAUAAGAUCUAAGACUGUGAGGACGUUUUUUU